Colletotrichum orchidophilum is the source of this 2496-nucleotide messenger RNA. RefSeq names its product SPOC domain-containing protein. The record is from RefSeq and is a predicted model, not a curated record. Bases 1 to 2496 code for a protein of 831 amino acids. The transcript is spliced from 2 exons. Gene Ontology annotation, cellular component: nucleus. Lineage: Eukaryota; Fungi; Ascomycota; Sordariomycetes; Glomerellales; Glomerellaceae. Gene Ontology annotation, biological process: transcription antitermination; DNA-templated transcription; transcription elongation by RNA polymerase II. Gene Ontology annotation, molecular function: RNA polymerase II transcription regulatory region sequence-specific DNA binding.
AUGGGUCGUACAGGAGAACUAGAACCUCGCCGCUCUGUGCGCGCGACCAAGGGCCAACAUACCAAAGCCUUCGACGACCAACCCAUCGAACCGCCCAAGAAACGAGGGAGGAAGAAGAAACAGGAGGAGGAACCAGAGGAAGAGAUUAUCCGUUGUGUCUGCGGUGCAACGGAGCAAGACGGCGACUCGGAGGAGCCUUGGAUCGCUUGCGACAAGUGCACCGCAUGGCAGCACAAUGUCUGCAUGGGUAUGAGUGUCUUCACUGAAGACCUCCCUAAGAAUUAUUACUGCGAACAAUGUGCUCCUCAAGAUCAUAAGGAGCUCUUGUCCCUAAUGGGACAGGGUGAGCGCCCGUGGGAGUCACGACGGAAGGCCUACGAGGACGAACAGAACGAGAAGAAAAAGAAGAAAAAGAAGGGCGGCAGAGCCGGAAAGCGCGCCAGCGACCCCAAAGAAGAUUUGUCGCAAGACACGAGGAGCAACAAGGCCGAGGAUUCGCCCGCUCCCUCGGAACCCGCCAAGGAAAAGAAGGAUAAGAAGGAUGGUGCAUCCAAGGUUGCUACUGGCAAGCGCAAGGUGCGAGAAGAGACGGGUGAAAAGGAAGCAAAGACGCCUGCGCCGAAGCAGCGCAAAGUCUCGGAGCCAGAGGCAGCCCCCGCCGUCAACUAUACUGCACCAGCCGACUUAGACGCGAAGGUCACGGAUCUCCACGAAGAUCGCAAGGGUCCUGCUCAACUGCUACAAAAGGCCAUUGCCGGCAUCCUCUCCGCGAGUGUCAAGGAUAAGACCAUUAGCCUACCGAAAGAUACUACGGUUGCAGGUAAAGCGGAACGCAUGGCACUUGAGAUUGAACGCGCAGUUCAUGAUGCGCACCCGGAUCGGAGCCAGUACGCGAUGCAGGCACGAAGCUUGUAUGCGAAUAUGAAGUUGAACGGCGACUUGACCAAACGCCUGCUAAAGCGCACUCUGUCGCCAACAAUGUUAGCCAUAAUGUCUGCCGACGAGCUGGCUACGAAGGAGAGGCAGGAGGCCAACGCUCAGCUGAAGGCUAUCUCUGAGAAGCAGUCGAUCCUUAUUACCGAAGAUGGUCCCCGUAUGAGGAAAACGCACAAGGGCGAGGAGAUUGUUGAGAAUGACUCCUUCCAUCAAAACGACGAGGGAAGGUCUUUCAUUAGACGGCCAAGCGGUCGGGAGGGACAGUCCGGCAUCAAAUCUGAUGGAGAAUCGCAUUACGAGAACUCCGUGGAGCUUCCUGCCCACACUGGUCUUCUUAUCGAUACCCGUGGAGCCCGGCACUCCCCCAAGCAUCCCGACUUUGAUAUCAACAUGGUCUAUGCGACUGUCAAGUCUCCAACGGGCACACAUAACCGCCGGCCAUCGGCGCCAAUUCAUGGACCUGGUGUCGACGCCGACGUGGAUAGACUUCUUCAGGAAGAGACAGACUCGCCGCCUUAUUCGCCAACGGACGAGACAGAUCCUGAGGUUGUUUGGCGUGGCCACUUGGUGAUGAGCUCGAUUGCUGACUUCCCGGCCACCGCCAGGUUCGUUGGUGGUGCCAACCUCUUCAACACGAUAGGGUUGCCUUGGACGAAUCUCAUCCCCAAGAAGCUCACCGUGGCCGGACGAAUCGACGAACAAAAGGCCAUAGAGUAUCUUUGUGGCCUGCGUUACGCUGACCAGACUGAUAUCGUUGUCGUGGCUAUAACGCCGGCCUCCGAAGUCUCAAGACGGGAGUUCCAAGCCCUCAUUGAUUACUUUGUCUCCAAAAAGCGGUAUGCUGUCGUCGGGGACAAGGGUGUAGGCAAUGUGAGGGACACCUAUCUGGUGCCUGUCCUGCCUGGAGACGGCAACAUGCCAGAGUUCAUGCUCAACUUUUCAGAUAACCUUGUGCCUCAAAAGAGGACGGAGCCGAUGCUAUUGGCCGUCUUCGUAUACCGCAAUACUCCCCGACAGCCUCAACUGAGUGGUGCAGCUGCUCAGUCGCCCGUCACCAAUGCGCCAACUCCCACACAGAGUGGCUUCCCCCCAAGACACCCCUCGAUAUCUGGCCCGGCAUUCUCUCCAACGGUGGCUCAGGGUCCCUUCCAACAGCCAGGCCAAUAUUCUGGCGGUAACAACGGUCACGCUGUGAAGGAGCACCCAACACAAGGAGCGCACCAGGUUGUGCCGCCGAAUCAGCCCCCUGCAAGCUACGCGGCCGCUCGUGGCUCCGAGGCCGAAAAGCAACAACGCCAACAACAGGGCCACGCAUUGGCUCAGGAGGUUCUCGGUCCUUUGAUCAGCAGUCCUACGAUGAAGUUUCUGUUGCCUCAAGCCUUCCAGAUGUCGCGAACAGAGUGGGAGGUCAUUCGCGGCAUAUUGGAGAGAGAUCCACGCGCACGGGAUGACCUGAACUAUCUGAGUCAACUUUUGGAGAAGCAGCCACCAGCUGCUAAAGGUGGUGAUGUUCCUCCCGCGGCGCCUCAAGGCGCCCAAGGGGUUGCGCCGUCGGCAUAA